AUGAUCAAACAAGAUAAUCAAGGCUCACUGCCACAAUCACCUCAGUUGCAGUCUUUCGGACAGAGAUCCUCAGACCAGGCCACCGAGGACAACUUCUUGAGACGUCUCGAGGCAUUGGGUGCAACCGCUCCCAAUGACACGGUGAGACGCGACUUUCUCGUGAAGGAGGUGCCAGCCAUCAACAAGCUGUUCACCAGGUUCCUCAAGAACAGAAAGAAGGUCAUCGACUGGGAGAAGAUCAGACCACCUCCCACCGAGAUGGUGCUCAACUACAAGGAGUUGCCACAGUGCUCUCAUGAGCGUCGUACAAGCCUCGCCGGAAAGCUUGCCGUUCUCAAGCUCAACGGUGGACUCGGAACAACAAUGGGUUGCACUGGUCCCAAGUCUGCCAUUGAGGUCAGAAGUGACAAGACCUUCCUGGAUCUGACAGUUCAACAGAUCAAGGACAUGAAUGAGCACUAUAACAUUAAGGUGCCAUUGGUACUGAUGAACUCGUUCAACACUCAUCAUGAGACUGGCAAGAUCAUCCAAAAGUACAAGUACUCGGACGUCAAGAUCCACUCAUUCAACCAAAGCCGUUUCCCAAGAAUCCUAAAGGACAACCUGAUGCCAGUCCCCGAGAAGCUGUUUGGGGAUGAUGCCGAGUGGUACCCACCUGGACACGGUGAUGUCUUCUUCUCCCUGCAGAACUCUGGCCUGCUCGACACCCUCAUCAAGGAGGGCAAGGAGUAUCUGUUCAUAUCCAACGUGGAUAAUCUUGGAGCAGUUGUAGAUUUUAAUAUAUUAGACAUGAUGGAGACCAUCGGAUGUGAAUACGUGAUGGAGGUUACCAACAAGACCAGGGCUGAUGUGAAGGGAGGCACGCUGAUCGAGUAUGAGGGCAAGGCCAAGUUGUUGGAGAUUGCCCAGGUGCCAUCAUCCAAGGUCGAGGAGUUCAAGUCGAUCAAGAAGUUUAAGAUUUUCAACACCAACAACAUCUGGGUCAACCUAAAGGCCAUCGACCGUGUCUUGAAGGCCAACCAACUCGAUGACAUGGACAUCAUCAUCAACCCAAAGGUUGCUGACGGUAAGUCCAUCCUUCAGUUGGAGAUUGCCGCCGGAGCCGCCAUUGAAUUCUUCAACAACGCACGUGGAGUCAAUGUGCCACGUUCUCGUUUCCUGCCCGUAAAGUCCACCUCUGACCUCUUCAUCGUUCAGUCCAACCUGUACUCCCUGGAGAACGGUAUGCUCGUGAUGAACAAGAACCGUCCAUUCACUUCGGUUCCACUGGUGAAGCUAGGUGACAACUUCAAGAAGGUGUCUGACUAUCAGGCCAGAAUCAAGGGCAUUCCCGACAUUCUCGAGUUGGACCAGUUGACAGUGUCUGGUGAUGUGACGUUUGGAACGGGCAUUGUGCUCAAGGGUACCGUCAUCAUCGUGGCCAACCAUGGAUCGAGAAUCGAUGUUCCCGAGGGUUCUGUAUUUGAGAACAAGGUCGUCUCUGGAAACCUGCGCAUUCUGGAUCAAUAG
Molecule: messenger RNA, 1509 nt
Organism: Acytostelium subglobosum LB1
Lineage: Eukaryota; Evosea; Eumycetozoa; Acytosteliales; Acytosteliaceae
Exons: 3
Coding region: 1-1509 (502 amino acids)
Biological process (GO): glycogen metabolic process; UDP-alpha-D-glucose metabolic process
Cellular component (GO): cytoplasm
Molecular function (GO): UTP:glucose-1-phosphate uridylyltransferase activity
Source: RefSeq, a predicted model, not a curated record